Aricia agestis (brown argus) is the source of this 709-nucleotide messenger RNA. It is a transcript of the gene CPH4, whose product is annotated as cuticle protein 1-like. The record is from RefSeq and is a predicted model, not a curated record. NCBI's taxonomy places the organism in Eukaryota, Metazoa, Arthropoda, Insecta, Lepidoptera, Lycaenidae. The transcript has 2 exons. Bases 58 to 525 code for a protein of 155 amino acids.
GUGCAGUUUAGGGAUAGCAUUCAGUAGCUCUCGAGUAGUCUGACAAAGAAGUACACGAUGAGAUUUCUGGUAGCUUUCGUCGCCCUUAUCGGCUAUGCCUCGGCUAGCGCCAUCGUCUCCCCUCUGCUCCUAGGAGCGAACGCGGGAGACGUGCAGGCCGCGGCCAUCGACGCGACGGUAGCCGCCCGGGACGCUGUGCGCGCCGUCGGCGAGAGCCAGGCCCGCGCCGCCGAGGCAGUGCUGCAGCACAACACCGAGGCAGUCCGCGCCGUCGCCGAGACCAACCGUGACAUCCACGAGAACGCCUACUGGAACGGAGUCGCCGCCUCCCAGAACCUCGUCGCCGCCGCCCAGUCCCAGGCCGCCGCCCUCGACGGAGUCGCCGCCAGCGUCCGCGCCGCCGCCAUCGCCAACCCCCUGGCCUACGCUGCUCCCCUCGGUUGGGCCGGCGCCGUCCCCGUCGCUCCCUACGGCCUCGGCGUCCACGGCCUCGGCGUCCACGGGCUCGGCCUCCGCGCCUGGUGAUUUAGCUCAAUCCGGUAGUCCAGUCCUCGUGUGAUGCCAGCGCUGGCAGUAGUCGUACCGCCAGGUCUGGCAUGACAACCAUCAGUUUGCUCAACGGUACCCAACACAGGUUUCAAGCGUAACUCUCUUGUACUUAGCGGAAUCAUGCCAUCACUGCCAAAGUGUAAAUAAAACCUACUAAACA